AAAAAUAUCGCCUCACACCGAGUCCGCGACCCUCGACGUCAUCGAGUCAUCAUUCCCAAUAAGGGAUCCGAAUAUUAUCUUUACAUAUAAAAACGAUACAAGCAAUCCACAUCCAUUACCGGAUCACGCCUUUUCCUCUCAAUUUUUGGCGUUUCGUUCGAGUUCUGGUUUCGUUUGUGCGUGAGAGAAAAUGGAGAAAGCAAUCAAGAGACAGCAAGUUCUUCUCGAUCACCUCCGUCCUUCUUCUUCUUCUUCACACAGCUAUGAAUCGGCUGUCUCUGCAUCAGCUUGUUUAGCUGGAGAUAGUGCUGCUUACCAAAGGACUUGUGCUUAUGGGGACGAUGUAGUGAUAGUGGCAGCUUAUCGGACUGCACUUUGCAAAUCAAAACGUGGAGGUUUCAAGGAUACUUUCCCUGAUGACUUGCUCGCACCUGUUUUGAGGGCAUUGAUAGAGAAAACAAAUGUAAAUCCUAGCGAAGUUGGGGACAUUGUCGUGGGUACCGUGUUGGCUCCUGGAUCUCAAAGAGCAAGUGAAUGCAGAAUGGCUGCUUUUUAUGCUGGUUUCCCUGAGACUGUGCCCAUUAGAACUGUGAACAGACAAUGUUCAUCCGGGCUUCAGGCAGUUGCUGAUGUUGCCGCAGCUAUUAAAGCUGGAUUUUACGACAUCGGUAUUGGAGCUGGAUUGGAGUCUAUGACGGUUAAUCCAAUGGCUUGGGACGGAUCAAUCAAUCCAAAAGUAAAGACAUUUGAACAAGCACAAAAUUGUCUUCUGCCGAUGGGUGUUACCUCAGAAAAUGUUGCACAUCGUUUUAGUGUGACAAGACAGGAGCAAGAUCAGGCUGCGGUGGACUCUCAUAGGAAGGCGGCUGCUGCUACUGCUGCUGGUAAAUUUAAAGAUGAAAUAGUCCCUGUGGCCACAAAGCUUGUGGACCCCAAAACUGGUGAGGAGAAACCAGUGACAAUCUCUGUUGAUGAUGGCAUUCGGCCCAACGCCUCUUUGUCGGAACUGUCCAAACUUAAACCUGUAUUCAAGAAAGACGGGACCACAACUGCUGGGAAUUCUAGUCAAGUGAGCGAUGGUGCAGGUGCUGUCCUCCUCAUGAGGAGAAGUGUUGCAAUGCAGAAAGGGCUACCCAUCCUUGGUGUAUUCAGGACUUUUUCUGCUGUUGGCGUGGAUCCUGCCAUCAUGGGUGUUGGCCCAGCUGUUGCAAUUCCUGCUGCUGUUAAGGCUGCUGGUCUUGAACUUGAUGAUAUCGACCUUUUUGAGAUAAAUGAGGCAUUUGCUUCCCAAUUUACAUAUUGCCGCAAGAAGCUGGAACUGGACCCUGAAAAGAUCAAUGUUAAUGGAGGUGCAAUGGCCAUUGGGCAUCCCUUGGGUGCAACAGGUGCUCGAUGUGUGGCUACGCUACUGCAUGAGAUGAAGCGGCGUGGUAAAGACUGUCGCUUUGGCGUGAUAUCAAUGUGCAUAGGCACUGGGAUGGGGGCUGCUGCUGUGUUUGAAAGAGGGGAUGCCGCUGACGAUCUGUGCAAUGCAAGGAAGGUGGAAAGCAACAGUCUUUUGUCAAAGGAUGCUCGAUAGAAGUACAUUCUCUCUUGCGAGUCCAACUCCUAUCAAUAAUGUAUUGGCUAAUUUGGCUGGGCUAGAAGUUAUUAAUAAACCCUUGUAAUAAUGGAGUUGUUUUGCGUCCCAAGUCUAGCGUAUUGCCCUAUACAACUACCCAAGCCCAUACUUUUACCAGACCAGGUGAAUUACUAGGUAUCAAAUCUUCAAAAAGGAUGAACAGCAUUGUUGGGCCAUCACUGUCUUUAUUUGUGUUCCUUUUGUCCCUUAGAAAUCCCAAAAUUAUAUUACCCAGGUACCAUUUUUAAAGAGUGAUCAAUUGUAGAAAAUUUCACCU
Messenger RNA from Tripterygium wilfordii, 1898 nucleotides. Its product is annotated as 3-ketoacyl-CoA thiolase 2, peroxisomal. Bases 191 to 1579 code for a protein of 462 amino acids. The record is from RefSeq and is a predicted model, not a curated record. The transcript has 14 exons. Gene Ontology annotation, biological process: phenylacetate catabolic process; fatty acid beta-oxidation. Gene Ontology annotation, molecular function: acetyl-CoA C-acyltransferase activity. NCBI's taxonomy places the organism in Eukaryota, Viridiplantae, Streptophyta, Magnoliopsida, Celastrales, Celastraceae. Gene Ontology annotation, cellular component: peroxisome.